Dendronephthya gigantea is the source of this 4480-nucleotide messenger RNA. Its product is annotated as serine/threonine-protein phosphatase 6 regulatory subunit 3-like. Lineage: Eukaryota; Metazoa; Cnidaria; Anthozoa; Malacalcyonacea; Nephtheidae. Gene Ontology annotation, cellular component: nucleus; cytosol. The coding region runs from base 613 to 3552 and encodes 979 amino acids. The transcript is spliced from 30 exons. The record is from RefSeq and is a predicted model, not a curated record. Gene Ontology annotation, molecular function: protein phosphatase binding; protein phosphatase regulator activity.
UAGUACACCGUUUGCGAAAUUCGUCGUUUUUACAUUUUAAAUCUGUGAAAAUUUGUUUUUCUGCCGAUCGACAGUUCCUUUGGCUGGUUUUUCACCCAUUUCCGCAAGACAUCUAUACUACAUAUGAUACUACCUGGCCGAUUUCUUGGGGCUGUCGAUACGAGAUGAUUUGAUGGCCUCCGAUUUCAUGUCCUAUUAAGUUCGUAUAUACGAGUGGAAAUGCCUUCAAAUUUCAAGUGUUGCUUGCAGAUAACGCCGCCAAACUACAGAUUUGUUUGGGUUAAGAUAUCGUCUUUAAGUCAAGAGUAAUAGUCGAUAUAUCCUCUCGAUUUCAAGCCGCCGACUGCAUUAUCAGUUCACAAAUUCUGCAUUGACUUGUGUGUCAUUGCACGCUGUUGAUUUGUGUUUAUAUAUUGUGAAAUCUCUCGGAAUACGUGUUAAUUUGAUUUGUUCUGGCUACCCGAGGGCUUUUGGUUAGUGUAAGAGAUUUUCUGUCGAUAAGCGAGGCAAGAUCGUCGUUUAUCUUGCAAAUGUUUGCCAACUGACUUGGAGACAGGAUUUGUUGGAGUAUUAUCAAGUGAAUCUGGUCAGGACGCUUGUGCAAGUUCAACAAUGUUUUGGAAGUUUGAUCUGCACCCAAGUUCGUCCCUGGAUACGAUUUUGUCAAAAGAUAGCUGCACUUUGUCUGAAAUCUUGGAUGAAGAUGAUGUGUUACAAGAAUGUAAAUCGCAAAAUAGAAAACUUUUGGAUUUUUUGACAAGACCUGACAUUUUGGAGAACUUAGUUGACAUGAUAACGACAGAACCUGACAGUGAUGUCGAAGAAAAACUAAGAUACAAGCAUCCCAAUGUGGCAUGUGAACUGCUAACAUCUGAUGUACAAGUCAUUGUGGAGCAAAUGACUGCAACUGAUGUGCUUUUAGAUAAAUUAUGGACAUUUUUAGACACAGAAAAAACAUUAAAUCCUCUUUUAGCAAGCUUUUUUAGUAAAGUAUUUUCAUUGCUGGUUGGAAGAAAAACGACUUUAGUUCUUCAGUUUCUCAAGUCGAAAGAUACACCCGUGGAUCGUAUUCUCCGACAUAUUGACACGUCGGCAAUCAUGGACCUCGUUUUGAAACUUGCAAAUAACGUGGAAAUCGACGAAUUAAGAUUAGAAGUUUUACAAUGGUUAAAUGAUGAAAAGCUGGUAGAAAAACUGGUUGACCUGGUAGACCCGCAGUAUUCAUCUGACAAAAUCUACAAUGCAUCGCAGUGCCUUUGUGAUUUGAUCAAAACGAGUCGGGAACACAUGUCUCAACUGCAAGAGAGCGCUUAUCAUGAUCCAAUUCUGUCGACCAUUGAAAACAAAGAAACGCUGUCAGUUCUCUUAGAUCAUAUGCUACAUGAAGUGCAUCUUAAAUCGUCUAGUGAUUCCCUGGUGGGAGGAAUAUCUGUUUUGCUGACGUUACUUGAAGUUAACAAGAGCAAUUCCGAGUCGCCGUUUUCUAACGUGGAAAUCGGGGAACCAGUAACAGCAUUGGAUGCGGAAAGAUUGGCACACGGUGUAACGACGACAUUGUCCGCGAUAGUUCCAAAACUGGAUGGUUUUCAUCGCAUAUUAACCGACCCACCUCCGAUGCCCGCAAUGACGACAACUGCUGGUAAACUAGAGCCGCCAUUCGGCAAAACUCGACUUCAAGUUUUGAAGAUGUUCUCGGCAAUCUUGCAGACGAACAGUGACGACGUGAACGAGGAAUUCUCGAAGUUAGGGACCUUACAGGCUAUGUGGGAAUUAUUUUUUCAGUAUCCUUGGAAUAACUUCCUUCACGCUGAAGUAGAACAUUGUAUCAACACAAUUCUCAUUAAUUCGCCGAUGGAGAAGGAUACCGAACAUCUAUUGUUGAUUGCAUUAAUGAAGGAUCUCAACCUCGUUCAUAAGAUCACUGAUGUAUUUACAGUGCAAGAAAAUGGGUCUGAAAAUGGGUGCAAGAGACAUGGCUAUAUGGGCCAUCUUACGAAGAUUGCGAACGAUUUAUACAGAAAUAUGGACAAAGGGAAGAAUCACGAAAAACUUACAAAUCUUUACAACGAACUGGACCAAGGAGACAAAGAUAAAUGGGAACAAUUUGUGUCCGGGAAGCUGGCAGAAAUCAAUAAAAGGAAUAACACAGAUUUGGCAGGACGACAUCCCCUGCAAUCGUCAGAUGACGACGACGACGAAUUUCGACCCGUCUCAUUUCUGCGUAAUGGUGGAAGUCAUGCGUCAUAUCAACAGGCUUUCACGCAUUACCAGUUGCAACAAAUGGCGCCCGAAUUCCUAGAAAACAUGGGUUUCGAUGAGGAUCAGUUCCCAGAAUCUGAUGAGCACAUGAAUGCACCGUUUGAUCGAAUUGCGGAUAUAAAUUUCACCAUUGAUACUAAUGAGGACAGUGGUAAUUCAGCGAUAUUUGAGGCCGCAUGCAAUGAAAGAAUUCACGCGUUCGACGAUCACGAUAGUGACGAAGAGGACAUCUGGAAUACAAAAGAAAUCACGUUCUCCAGUAACACCGAACUGAGAAGUUCUCAUUCGGACGGGUCGGAAAGCAGCGAGAGCGAAGACGAGGAGGUUCAAGGACGGGAUGAAAAACAGGAUCAGUCAACACACGAUGAUAGUGCUGACGAUAUUAAAGACUUCGCUGCGAUACGAACCUCGUCUCCAUGCCCUGAAAAGGCGAAGGAUGAUAAUUGCAAUAUGGACGUCGAUAGUAAUGAGGCCUGGUCGGCCAACUUUGAAUCGGAUUCAGUCUCGAUGGACGUUGUUCAAGGCGCGGAUUCCGUUAGUGUUGGGUGGGCGAGCGAACCAAAUAAGACUGGGGACGAGGAAGAGAACAGCGGCUGGGCAAAGUUUGACGAUCUUGGCAGUAUCGGUGAAACGACCGGUCAAAGUCCUUCUCGAGAUCAACGAUGCAGUUCUCCGGUUGCUAUGGACACGGAAGCGUCAUCACCACCCGCGACAUCUGUUGGAUCAGCUUACAUUGUUGAUUCUGAAGAAGCAGAGAUGUCAGAUGAAAUGACGAGGAAUGAAACGAAACCACAAGAUUCCGAAGAAACUAGCGAAAGUGGAACAGACAAAGUUGACGAAACUGGAGUACCAAAUGACAGUAUGCUAGAAUUACAUGAAGUUGCGGAUUCACAAACGUCGAGCGACACUGUCACAGACCGAAUUGUUCCGCUGGCUCCCAAAGAAGACGACGUUGACGACGACGACGACGAAAUUGAAGCUGAUUCAGACUCAACGACCAGCGCGAAAAAUGAGGACACUCAGGAGAAUGAUAGCGAAAGUAAAACACCAGAAUCGAUCGAAACCACGGAGAAUACGGAGAUGGCAAAGUGUGAGGAAACUUCGGAUAGUUCUCAACAAACGCCUGUAUGCGAGGGUACAAAUAAGGUGAAAGAUGAACCUACCGCUACAGAUGUGAACACUGGUGACGGUGAUAGUGACACGCCAAAACAAGAUUCUCCCAAAGAGAGUCUCCCAAUAGCAUCGCCCGAAAAGAUCCCAGUGUCCGCACGCAACGGUCCGACGUUACCCUAAAUAUGCCACCCCCUACCUGUGAAGAACCCUGCCCCCUCCCUCGGCGAACAGAUGGAGAUAGUGAACCGCUGAACUUCAGUAGAGUAUCAAGGCCUGCUCGACUCGCUCUGAUCUACGGGAGAAUUAGAUAAUAUGAAAUAAUUGGUAUACAUUAAACGCUCCCUCUAUUCCAUAUGAUUAGAGUGCCCUGAUCCAGUAAAUAUUCAGUGAGCUCAGGUUCAUAGAGAACCGAUGUAAUAAUUUGUUUCCCCCCUGUGAGAAUUUGUCGCAUAACACACCGGCCAAAUUCGGCAUGUUUGUGGACAUCUGCAAGAGGCAUUGUUGGUUGACAAGUAACCAAUGUUUCCUAGUUAUCAUCUCCCAGGAGAUUUACAAACCAGGAAACAUUGUUUCUUAGCCUUGCUUUUGGAACUAAAUCGCGAAUAUUGUUUCCUAACUAAGUUUUCUAAACGUGAACAUGCUACUUGCUAGGGAACAUUGCUCUCUCGCCUUGUUUGCUGAAUGCGGACAUACUGGGCAUGUUUCCAGAAAUUCGACUUACUAAGAAACAUUAUCCCUAAUCCCCAAUUCAUGCUUCCGUUUUGAUGAACAUGAACACGGAUCAAUGGUUCUUAAUCAAUGGUUCUUAAUCAAUGGUUUUUAGCCAUAUUUCCCGAUCACCGUAACUCCAGUGUAUUGUAUUGAGCUCACUGCUAGCUAUUAAACCCCUACGGUGAACAAUCUCCGGACACGCGAUGUGUCUCGUGAUAAGGAGGACAUGGGCGCGUGGCAUGUUUCCCUUGGCCUCGUAGUAUUAUGGUGUAAGUAGAAAUUAAGACGCGCAUACAAACAUUUUGGACUUUUUUAAUAAAACUCCUGUAUGUGGUAUGCCUGUAACUUAGAAAAUUUGUGAAUCUAGUGACUGUGUAUAUACUUCAAUAAAUACGCC